This is a messenger RNA of Penaeus indicus, 2221 nucleotides long. RefSeq lists its product as uncharacterized. The record is from RefSeq and is a predicted model, not a curated record. Lineage: Eukaryota; Metazoa; Arthropoda; Malacostraca; Decapoda; Penaeidae. The coding region runs from base 44 to 2221 and encodes 725 amino acids. The transcript is spliced from 17 exons.
AAGGAUCUGAAGCAUACAAACCCUAUCGCAGGCUGCUCUGAAUAUGGACGUGCUGAGGAAGGCUCUGUUCCUGCUACUUGCCUUACACAACGCUGAGUACGUGCAUAGCCAGACGGAUGUUCAGACAUUUUUCAACGCCUUUUGUAAUGCGAAUGCAGAUAAUAUGGUCUGCCAUAGCAAGCCCCUCGUGACAGAGGGAGGCGCUGGAGGAUCCAUCCCCGGGCUGGACCAAGGCAGCAGUGUGGCGUGCCUGCCGGGAACGAAAAGGUGCACGCAAAUGCCGAAUCUGUGUGUGCCUUCAGACAUUCCCUGCAGUGUUAUAGACGCUGCGAACGUGCAUAAUCAGACGGAUGUUCAGACAUUUCUCAACGCCUUUUGUAAAGCGAAUGCAUAUAUAAAAGGCUGUCACAGCAAGCCCCUCGUGACAGAGGGAGGCGCUGGAGGCUCCAUCCCCGGGCUUGACCAAAGCAGCAAUGUGGCGUGCCUGCCGGGGACGAAAAGGUGCACGCAAAUGCCGAAUCUGUGUGUGCCUUCAGACAUCCCCUGCAGCGUCAUAGACGCUGCGUACGUGCAUAGCCAGACGGAUGUUCAGACAUUUCUCAACGCCUUUUGUAGAGCGAAUGCAGAUAAUAAAGGCUGCCAUAGCAAGCCCCUCGUGACAGAGGGAGGCGCUGGAGGAUCCAUCCCCGGGCUGGACCAAGGCAGCAAUGUGGCGUGCCUGCCGGGGACGAAAAGGUGCACGCAAAUGCCGAAACUGUGUGUGCCUUCAGACAUCCCCUGCAGUGUUAUAGGUGAGCCUGACAGUUUGAGAUAUGGUUUUGACGCUGCGAACGUGCAUAAUCAGACGGAUGUUCAGACAUUUCUCAACGCCUUUUGUAAAGCGAAUGCAUAUAUAAAAGGCUGCCACAGCAAGCCCCUCGUGACAGAGGGAGGCGCUGGAGGCUCCAUCUCCGGGCUGGACCAAGGCAGCAAUGUGGCGUGCCUGCCGGCGACGAAAAGGUGCACGCAAAUGCCGAAUCUGUGUGUGCCUUCAGACAUCCCCUGCAGCGUCAUAGACGCUGCGUACGUGCAUAGCCAGACGGAUGUUCAGACAUUUCUCAACGCCUUUUGUAGAGCGAAUGCAGAUAAUAAAGGCUGCCAUAGCAAGCCCCUCGUGACAGAGGGAGGCGCUGGAGGCUCCAUCCCCGGGCUGGACCAAGGCAGCAAUGUGGCGUGCCUGCCGGGGACGAAAAGGUGCACGCAAAUGCCGAAUCUGUGUGUGCCUUCAGACAUCCCCUGCAGUGUUAUAGACGCUGUGAACGUGCAUAAUCAGACGGAUGUUCAGACAUUUCUCAACGCCUUUUGUAAAGCGAAUGCAUAUAUAAAAGGCUGCCAUAGCAAGCCCCUCGUGACAGAGGGAGGCGCUGGAGGCUCCAUCCCCGGGCUGGACCAAGGCAGCAAUGUGGCGUGCCUGCCGGGGACGAAAAGGUGCACGCAAAUGCCGAAUCUGUGUGUGCCUUCAGACAUCCCCUGCAGUGUCAUAGACGCUGCGUACGUGCAUAGCCAGACGGAUGUUCAGACAUUUCUCAACGCCUUUUGUAAAGCGAAUGCAGAUAAUAAAGGCUGCCAUAGCAAGCCCCUCGUGACAGAGGGAGGCGCUGGAGGCUCCAUCCCCGGGCUGGACCAAGGCAGCAAUGUGGCGUGCCUGCCAGGGACGAAAAGGUGCACGCAAAUGCCGAAUGUGUGUGUGCCUUCAGACAUCCCCUGCAGUGCCAUAGGUGAGGCACGCAAGAGGUCGUUGGGCAUCAGCUCUAUUGGAUCCGACAGGUUUUGCGAGCAACCGAAAGCGAUCAACACGAAGCAACGCGUCCUCGUGUGUGGCGACGGAAGCACCGUGUACGUUAUGCUUGGACUGGCUCUCUCCCUAGCGAACUACGUAACCCCCUGGCCAAUCCCUCUGGAACAGGUUGUCACUCUAGAACCUUUCCAGCUUCCAAAGGACAAAAAUGGGAAUAGAAGUGCUUCCUGGGCUCCCAGGCCAGGUGAGGAGAAAAGCCCUCCUCAAUCCGUCAAGGAAAUCUUACCUGGUAAAUAUGAAAGUAUCUCAUAUAAGAAGUACCUUGUAGUAAAAACCAUUGGUGGUGUGUCCAUCGUGGAUCUUGAUAUUUUUGAAGUGCAUCGCAAGAUAGUUGAGGUUGUCAACGGGAUCCACGGAUCACCCCUCAGCGAGAUGGCAGCCUGA